CGGACUGUCGUUUACCGGCCAAGCAGGCUAGCUAGCUGGCUAGGAGGCUCCACAACUGUCUGACGAAAGAGGAGAACUGUCAAAGGAUGAAAUAACAACAGCUAGUUAGCUUUCUCGUCUAGCUUACUUUACGGAUAUCCUAAUUGUUCUAGGAAAAUACUUAUAGCUAACAUUAGCUAGAUCUUCUCUAUGGGGCUACAGUCGAUAGCAACGGAACAACUUUAUAGUCAGCUAUUGUUGUGAUAAACUAACGUUAUAGGAAUUAGUUAAUGAUUAGCUAAUUAUUUGGUAGUUUAACGUUAAUCAGAAAGCGAGAAUGUACCUCGACUUCAGUAUUACUGGCAGUAGCUAUGGUGUCUGCUUACUCGACACGGAUGUCAAGUAAUACAGAAGGAGAGUUUGUUUUGAGUGGCUUGAGGAAUAACGUUACACUGUCAGUAAUCAAUAAUGUGAUUACCCGUUAGAAAACGCCACAGACAGCGGGGAUUAACAGUAUGUGAAUGCUGUUUUGUGUUGACUGAAGCUUUGACAACGUGUCACACGCUACUGUAGGUCCGGGUGCCGCGUGUGUCAGAGUGAUUGGGAAGCAAACAGGUAUGACCAACAGGUGAACGCGGUUUUAAGGGACUUGACACUGAGUCAAAGAAGGAGUGUGCGCUAACGUCUUGGUAUAACUUUGUCUUAGAUAAUGAGACGCAUCUUAUGAGAGAUCACUGAUAUCAGUUUACAUUAUAGUUAAAGCAUUCCUGCAAUCUGUCAAAUAAAUAGAUUGCUUGUGAGCCUGAUUUUAGAUACAUUUGUAUGUCCAACCUCUUGUCACACCACUGCCAUAACCUAGAUUUGUACUGUAUGACUGGUGAGGUGGAGUGAGUCAAAGAUGGUGUCUAAAUGGGCAUCAAUAAUCUUAUUAGUAACAGUAUUGUUGGCCUUAUAAACAGCACUGCCUCAAUGUGUUGUUUGGAAGCAUUAAAUAAUCAUUGGACCAGACAGAGACUGUGCCUGACGUGUCCCCUAGUGCUGAAUAUGUGAACGUGAGAUCUCAGUGUGUUUGUGUUUAUCAGAGAGUGUUGUGGUGUCUAGGCCUAUAUUAAUGUGAUGAUAGGUUACAGUUGUACUUGACUGAAAGAGCCAGGUUGUAGCUAUGUGGACGGUGUUGUGGUUUCGCCCCGCAACAAUGUCGACCCUAUUGUUCCCAUUGCUGCUAUUGCUGAGCACCUUAUGCAGGCUUGGACAGUCUAUGUCACGAGAGGAGAAGCUCAAGCUGAGGUAAGUGAGAAAGAUGUCUGGUUCUGGGCUAGAUGUGUGACAAGUUCUGACUGCCUCAGAUAAUGGAGGAGAAUGAGCUAAGCUGACUUGUUCUUUCCCCUCAAGGAACCAAGUGGUCGAGAUGUUUGACCAUGCUUAUUCGAAUUAUAUGGUAAGUCUCGUCACCUCACCUGCCCCCUUCAUAUAACUGAGAUCAAAUCAAAGUUUAAUGGUCACAUACACAGUUUAGCAGAUGUUCUAGCAGGUGCAGUGAAAUGCUUAUGUUACUAGCUCCUAACAAUGCAGUAAAAUGCCAAACAAGUACACAAAUAAUAAUAAAUAAAUAUUACAAAAAAUGCAACAAGAAAUUAAGAAAUGUCAGAACUAAUUCAAUUAACAACCCAAAUAGCACUGUAACACAAAUCCAAAUGCUAUCUAUAUGUAUAUACACCGGAUGAAUUUACACAAUAUAUACUAAGAAUGACAUGUACAGCAGUAGAUAUAUUAGAGUGAGCUAUGUCAAGAAUCCAGUAUAUAAAUAAAUAUGCAGGCUGUAUAAACAGUGUAACUAAAAUGCAAUUCUUAUAGAGAAGGGCACUCAACAUGUACUGCACUGACACAAAUGACUGAUGAUUGGUUGAAAGAAAUUGAUAAUAAGAAGAUUGUUGGAGUUGUACUGUUAGAUUUCAGUGCAGCCUUUGAUAUUAUUGACCAUAACCUGUUGUUGAAAAAACGUAUGUGUUAUGGCUUUUCAACCUCUGCCAUAUCGUGGAUUCAGAGCUAUCUAUCUAAUAGAACUCAAAGGGUUUUCUUUAAUGGAAGCUUCUCUAAUGUCAAAUAUGUAAAGUGUGGUGUACCGCAAGGCAGCUCUCUAGGCCCUCUACUCUUUUCUAUUUUUACCAAUGACCAGCCACUGGCAUUAAACAAAGCAUGCUGAUGAUUCAACCAUAUAUGCAUCAGCAACCACAGCUAAUGAAGUCACUGAAACCCUUAACAAAGAGUUGCAGUCUGUUUUGGAAUGGGUGGCCAGGAAUAAACUGGUCCUGAACAUCUCUAAAACUAAGAGCAUUGUAUUUGGUACAAAUCAUUCCCUAAGUUCUAGACCUCAGCUGUAUUUUGUAAUGAAUGGUGUGUCUGUUGAACAAGUUGAGGAGACUAAAUUACUUGGCAUUACCUUAGAUUGUAAACUGUCAUGGUCAAAACAUAUAGAUUCAAUGGUUGUAAAGAUGGGGAGAGGUCUGGCCGUAAUAAAGAGAUGCUCUGCUUUUUUGACACCAUACUCCAAAAAGCAAGUUCUGCAGGCUCUAGUUUUGUUUUAUCUUGAUUAUUGUCCGGUCGAGUGCUGCAAGGAAAGACCUAGUUAAGCUGCAGCUGGCCCAGAACAGAGCGGCACAUCUUGCUCUUCAUUGUAAUCAGAGGGCUGAUAUAAAUACUAAUCAUGCCAGUCUCUCUUGGCUAAGAGUUGAGGAGAGACUGACUGCAUCAAUUCUUCCUUUUAUAAGAAAUAAUGUGUUGCAAAUCCCAAAUUGUUUGCAUAGUCAACUUACACACAGCUCUGACACACACACUUACCCCACCAGGCAUGUCACCAGGGGUCUUUUCACUGUCCCCAAAUUCAGAACAAAUUCAAGAAAGCGUACAGUAUUAUAUAGAGCCAAUGUUGCGUGGAACUCCGUUCCAUCUUAUAUUGCUCAAAUAAACAGCGAACCUGGUUUCAAAAAACGGAUGAAGCAACAUCUCACGGCACAACGCCUCUCCCCUAUUUGACCUAGAGAGUUUGUGUGUAUGUAUUGAUAUGUAGGCUACGUGUGCCUUUAAAAAAAAAAAAAAGUAGUUCUGUCCUUGAGCUGUUGUUCUGUAUUAUGUCAUGUUUCAAGUUUUGUGUGGACCCCAGGAUUGCAGCAGCUAAUGGGGAUCCUAAUAAAAUACAGUAGUAGAAAUAUUAGAAUGAGCUAUGUCGAGAAUACAGUAUUUAAAUAUGCCUUACAAAACACCAUGGAAAAAUUUAUAGAAUUGCAGGAAAUUAGCUUCCGGACCAGAGUCACUCAGCAGGCAUUUUAUUAGGUACACCAAUCUAGUUCCGGGUCGGACCCCCCCCUUUGCCUCCAGAACACCCUGAAUUAUUUGGGGGCAUGAACAUGUUACUCAUUUGGUAUCUAGGGACCUAACGUGUGCCAGGAAACCAUUCCCCACACCAUUACACCACCGCCACCAGCCUGUACUGUUGACACCAGGCAGGAUGGGGCCAUGGACUCAUGCUGCUUAUGCCAAAUCCUGACUCUGCCAUCAGCAUGACGUAACAGCAACCGGGAUUCGUCGAACCAGGCGAUUUUAUGUAUAUUUUGUUCACUCCUCAUUUGUCCAGUGUUGGUGAUCGCGUGCCCACUGGAGCCGCUUCUUCUUGUUUUUAGCUGUUAGGAGUGGAACCCGGUAUGGUCGUCUGCUGCAAUAGCCCAGCCGUGACAAGGACUGACGAGUUGUGCGUUCCAAGAUGCCGUUCUGUACACAAUGGUUGCACUGCACCGUUACUUAUCUGUUUGUGGCCUGCCUGUUAGCUUGCACGAUUCUUGCCAUUCUCCUUCGACCUCUCUCAUCAACAAGCUGUUUUCACCCACAGGACUGCCGCUGACUGGGUGUUUUUUGUUUGUCACACCAUUCUCGGUAAACCAUAGACACUGUUGUACGUGUAAAGCCCAGGAGGCCUGUCGUUUCUGAGAUACUGGAACUGGCGCGCCUGGCACCGACUAUCAUAACACACUCAGUCGCUUAGGUCACUCGUUUUGCCCAUUCUAACAUUCACUCGAACAGUAGGAGCGAACCAUUUUCAUAAAACUAAUAAACUGGCCACAGAGUGUAUACUGUAUGUGAAUGGUGUGUAUGGACAGUGUGUGUAUAGCAGUAGUUAUAUAGGAUGAGCCAUGACUAGAAUACAGUAUAUAAUGUGCAUUCGUAAAGUAUUCAGACCCCUUGACUUUUUCCACAUUUGGUACGUUAUAGCCUUAUUCUAAAAUUGAUUAAAUAAAUAAUUUUCCUCAUCACACACAAUACCCCAUAAUGACAAAGCGAAAACAGGUUUUCAGAAUUUUUGCAAAUGUAUAUAAAAAAAAAAAAAAAAACAUACCUUAUCUACAUAAGUAUUCAGACCCUUUGCUAUGAUACUCGAAAUUGAGCUCAGGUGCAUCCUGUUUCCAUUGAUCAUCCUUGAUGUUUCUACAACUUGAUUGGAGUCCACCUUUGGUAAAUUCAAUUGAUUGGACAUGAUUUGGAAAGGCACUCACCUGUCUAUAUAAGGUCCCACAGAUGACAGUGCAUGUCAGAGCGAAAACCAAGCCACGAGGCUGAAGGAAUUGUCUGUAGAGCUACAACACAGGAUUGUGUCAAGGCACAUAUCUGGGGAAGGGUACCAAAAAAUGUCUGCAGCAUUGAAGGUCCCCAAGAACACAAUGGUCUCCAUCAUUCUUAAAUGGAAGAAGUUUGGAACCACCAAGACUCUUCCUAGAGCUGGCCACCUGGCCAAACUGAGCAAUCGGGGGAGAAGGGCCUUGCUCAAGGAGGUGACCAAGAACCCGAUGGUCACUCUGACAGAGCUCCAGAGUUCCUCUGUGGAGAUGGGAGAACCUUCCAGAAGGACAACCAUCUCUGCAGCACUCCACCAAUCAGGCCUUCAUGGUAGAGGCCAGACGGAAGCCACUCCUCAGUAAAAGGCAUAUGGCAGCCCGCUUGGAGUUUGCCAAAAUGCACCUAAAGGACUCUGACCAUGAGAAACAAGAUUCUCAGGUCUGACAAAACCAAGAUUGAACUCUGUGGCCUGAAUGCCAAGCGUCACAUUUGCAGGAAACCUGGCACCAUCCCUACAGUGAAGCAUGGUGGUGGCAGCAUCAUACUGUGGGGAUGUUUUUCAGCAGCAGGGACUGGGAGACUAGUCAGGAUCGAGGGAAAGAUGAACGGAGCAUAGUACAGAGAGAUCCUUGAUGAAAACCUGCUCCAGAGUGCUCAGGACCUCAGACUGGGGCGAAGGUUCACCUUCCAACAGGACAACGACCCUAAGCACACAGCCAAGAUAACGCAAGAGUGGCUUUGGGACAAGUCUCUGAAUGUCCUUGAGUGGCCCAGCCAGACCCCGGACUUAAACCUUAUCGAACAUCUCUGGAGAGAUCUGAAAGUAGCUGUGCAGCGAUGCUCCCCAUCCAACCUGACAGAGCUUGAGAGGAUGCGAAGAAUGGGAGAAACUCCCCAAAUAGAGGUGUGCCAAGCUUGUAGCGUCAUACCCAAGAAGACUCAAGGCUUCAACAAAGUACUGAGUAAAGCGUCUGAUAUAUAUAUAUAUAUAUAUAUAUAUAUUAUAUAUAUAUUUUUUUAUACAUUUGCAGAAAUGUCUAAACCUGUUUUUGCUUUGUCAUUAAGGGUAUUGUGUGUAGAUUGAGAAACAAAAACAAUGGAAUCCAUUUUAGAACAAGGCUGUAACGUAUUUAUUUUUGGGAAAACGUCAAGGGGUCUGAAUACUUUACGAAUGCACUGUACAUAUAAAGUGGGUAAAACAGUAUGUAAACAUUAAGGUGACCAGUGUUCAAUGACUAUUCAUUUUGUUCAGUGCCUUCAGAAAGUAUUCAACCACCUUGACUUUUUCCACAUUUUGUUGUUUUACAAAGUGGAAUUAAAAUGGAUUGAAUUGUAAUUUUUUGUCAACGAUCUACAAAAAAUACUCUGUCAAACUAGAUUUUUUUUGUAAAAUAUUUUUUCUAUGAAUUAAAAAUAAAUGUAAUAUCUUGAGUCAAUACAUGUUAGAAUCACCUUUGGCAGCGAUUACAGCUGUGAGUCUUUUUGGGUAAGUCUCUAAGAGCUUUGCACACCUGGAUUGUACAAUAUUUGCACAUUUAUUAUGUUUUUAAACUCUUCAAGCUCUGUCAAGUUGGUUGUUGAUCAUUGCUAGACAGCCAUCUGAUCAGCCAUGCUGAUCGAACCCAGGUCUGUUGUGACGCCUCUAGCACUGCGAGGCAGUGCCUUAGACUGCUGCGCCACUCGGGCGGCCCAUUCUGUUUAUUUUUAUCAACAAAAACAAACUCCCUAGUCCUUGCCGAUAACAAGCAUACCCAUAACAUGAUGCAGCCACCACCAUGCUUGCAAAUAUGAUGAGUGGUACUCAAUGAUGUGGUAUGUUGGAUUUGCCCAAAACAUAACACUUUGUAUUCAGGACAUAAAGUUAAUUUCUUUGCCACAUUUUGUUUGUUGCAGUUUUACUUUAGUGCCUUAUUGCAAACAGGAUGUAUGUUUUGGAAUAUUUGUAUUCUUCCUUCUUUUCACUCUGCCAUUUAGGUUAGUAUUGUGGAGUAACUACAAUGUUGAUCCAUCCUCAGUUUUCUCCUAUCACAGCCAUUAAACUCUGUAACUGUUUUAGUCACCAUUGGCCUCAUGGUGAAAUCCCUGAGUGGUUUCCUUCCUCUCCGACAACCAAGUUAGGAAGGACGCCUUUAUCUUUGUAGUGACUGCGUGUAUUGAUACACCAUCCAAAGUGUAAUUAAUAACUUCACCUUUCUCAAAGGGAUAUUCAAUAUCAGCUUUUAACAUUUUUACCCUUCUACCAAUAGGUGCACUUCUUUGCGAGGCAUUAGAAAACCUCCCUGUUCUUUGUGGUUGAAUCUGUGUUUGAAAUUCACUGCUUGACUGAUAAUUGUAUGUGUGGGGUACUUAGAUGAGGUAGUCAUUCAAAAUUCCUGUUAAACACUUAUUGCACACAGAAUGAAAUGUAGUAUGUGACUUGUUAAGCAAAUAUUUAGCUCCUGAAAUUAUUUAGGCUUGCCAUAACAAAGGGGUUGAAUACUUAUUGACUAAUUUCAGCUUUAAUUUUUUUUAAUUAAUUGGUGAAAAUGUCUAAACAUAAUUCGACUUUGACAUUAUGGGAUAUUGUGUGUAUGCCAGUGACACAAUCUCAAUUUAAUCCAUUUUAAAUUCAGGCAGUAACACAACAAAAUGUGGAAAAAGUCAAGGGGGGUAUGAAUACUUUCAGACUUUUUCUGGUAGAUGUUUUCUAAGACCCCUUUUCUAUCUGUUUGACCAGACAUCAAAGCCUUUGCUUAUUCCUAAUUUUUAAGAUGAAAAAUGGUUGCAACAUUUAUAUGUGCCUUAAUAAAUAAAAAUAGACACUUUGCUUUCAUUUGACAUGCUCCUAUGAACUUCACAUGUUUGUGCUCAUGGGUCAUUUUACAUGGAAAUGACCAGCUGUCAAAAAGUGUCCCCAGAGUGCGUGGCAAGUGGUUUACAUUUCUGCUGUAUUUGCCAGGAACAGAUGUGAAUGUGUUGAUUUUGGUGUGGUAGUGUUUGCAAGGAAACUAGUUGAACCUUAUUUAUGCCAACUGUAUGUUAAUAAGUUCUGUCUGACAUGUUCCACAUUUACACACUACCAUUGAUCCUUAUUGGUUGUGUUUUCCAGGACCAUGCGUACCCAGCAGAUGAGCUGAUGCCUCUGACGUGUCGGGGAAGGGUGCGUGGGCUGGAGCCCAGUCGGGGAGACGUGGAUGACGCACUGGGGAUGUAAGUGUCUGCCUGCCUGCAGGCCUGAGUAGGAUGUGGUAACAGGAGAACCAGUCCUGUUGGCACUGGAAUACUCUGAGUCUCUAUGUAGAUAUCUUCUAGCCAUAAGGGACUGUGACAGUGAUUGAUUUAAUUGUCUCUGUGUGUUUUUAAGGUUCUCUCUCACCCUCAUCGACACCCUGGACACUCUAGUGGUGAGUACAAUCUCUUUAGUAUGUGUUGCCGACCAGUAAGCUGCCUUGUUGGUUUUGUUCAGCCUCCGUGUGUAGGGAUGCUUUGGUUUUCAUUGACUUCCUCCUGAAUUUACUUCCAGCUCUUAAACAAGACAACAGAGUUUGAAGCAGCAGUGAGGAGAGUGCUGAAAGAUGUGCGACUUGACAAUGACAUUGUGGUGUCUGUCUUUGAGACCAACAUCCGUGUGCUGGGGUAAGAAAAAACAUAAAAGCCAGUUGUUGAGUGGAUGGACAUCAUGUGUGCGUGUGCAUGCAUGUGUGCGUACGUGUGUUUGUGACCACUGUGACAUUUCUCGUGUUUCCAGGGGGCUGCUAGGGGGCCACUCCAUGGCUGUAAUGCUGAAGGAUGCAGGGCAUUACAUGCAGUGGUACCAGGAUGAGCUGCUCCACAUGGCCAAAGACCUGGGUCUCAGACUCCUGCCUGCCUUCAACACCAGCAGUGGCCUGCCUUACCCCAGGGUGAGCCCUCAGACUAUACAUGCAACCCAUACAUAGAGUCUGAACAUAAGGCCACGGCUGUUGUGUUUUUACCAUAAUAUGUCAUACACACACACACACAAGCAUGUACAUACAUCCAUAAGGUUGAGAGGGCAACUUUUGGCAAGCACAUUAGCUAAAAGGAUGCCGUCAGCUAGUGGGCAAGAAUACAGCAGCCCUCUCAGAUUAUGACUGCAUAAUUGUGUUUUCUGCUUCAGUGCUCUGCUUGCAGCUGCCAUAGUUUUCAGAGGCAGGAUUUUAUAUGGCUGUAUAGUUAACAUGAACAAUGUCUUGGAACACAGCUGUGUAUUUCAGUCCAUGACCGCUAUAUUGAGCCUUAUAAUUCCACUCAACAGGUAAACUUGAAGCAUGGCAUCAGGGGUCCUGAGUCUCGGACAGGCACAGAGACGGACACCUGCACAGCUUGUGCUGGUACCAUUAUCCUGGAGUUCGCUGCCUUGAGUCGCUUCACUGGGGACCCUGUGUUUGAGGUAUAGGACGAUCAUCUAUUUUACUUUUAAAUGCGUGUUCAGAUCAGGGCUGAUGCAUGCCUAGACUGCAGCGGUACUAGACCUUAAAGGGGCAGUCCAGCUUGUUGACUCUCGGAGAUCCCAGUGUGUCUGAAUGAUAUUGAUUCAUGGUCCUCUGUAGCUCAGUUGGUAGAGCAUGGCUCUUGCAACGCCAGGAUAGUGGGUUUUGAUUCCCAGGACAACCCAUACGUUUAAAAAAAGUAUGCAUGCAUGAAUUAGUCGCUUUGCAUAAAAUAUUCUGCUAAAUGUUUUUUUUGUGUUUAAAAAAAAAAAUGUAUUGUAUCAUACACAGGUCCAGGCACGGAGAGCCCUCAACUUCCUGUGGGAGAAGAGACAGAGGAACAGCAACCUGGUGGGAACAACCAUCAACAUCCACUCAGGAGAGUGGGUCCGCAGGGGUGAGAGGGGGAACCAGUCCCAGGCCGUAACUAGUAUCUACUGUAUCAUAAAGGAGGAUUUACAUGGAUUUAUCCGGCGAACGACAGUGUAUUGGGUGUGGUAGAAGUGAAUGGGCAAGGGGGUAGGAGCUGAUGUUCUGUACUUGUAGAAAUAGGCCAUUAGUGUUUCUGAGGUAUGAAAUGGUACACUGUUGUAUUGUUCCAGACAGCGGAGUGGGAGCAGGGAUCGACUCAUAUUAUGAGUACCUGCUGAAGGCCUACAUUCUCCUGGGAGAUGACCUCUUUCUGCAGCGCUUCAACAUUGUGAGUGACGUCUCCAGCCGAGAUCAUGGAAUGCUGUUAUGUCUUUAUUAUGAUGGAAUUCAAUACAUAGAAAGUAUGCUCGAUUCUCAUCCUCAGCUUGUCAUAUUUUCUCAUUAUUUGUGUUUCCAGCACUAUGCGUCUAUAAUGAAGUACAUCAGCCAGCCUCCUCUCCUGCUGGACGUUCACAUCCACAAGCCUCUGCUGCCUGCUCGCACCUGGAUGGACUCCCUCCUGGCAUUCUUCCCUGGGCUGCAGGUGAGACACUCAGCCUGGCGUCACUAACAGACCAGUUGCCUAAGCAGGGGUUUUAGUACAUAAAGAUAGUGCUGAGAUUAUGGAGACAAAUUUAAGACAUUUAUUUUCCUCCUAACCUUGUUAAUGAAUCCCCCAGGUGUUGAAGGGAGAUAUCCGGCCGGCCAUUGAGACCCAUGAGAUGCUGUAUCAAGUCACCAAGAAACACAACUUCCUCCCAGAGGUUAGCUAAUUUUUUUAUGCUCCCUCUCCACCUCUUUCUAUUCUCUCACUCAGGCUGUAGCCUUUAACACCCCCUGUGUUCCCCAGGCAUUCACCACUGAUUUCAGGGUACAUUGGGCUCAGCAUCCACUAAGACCUGAGUUUGCAGAGAGCACCUAUUUCCUGUACAAGGUAAGGACUGUGGAGACAUGCAGUCUAGAAGUUUACAUAGAUACAUGAACAUACAUUUUGAUCUCAGUGGCCUUCCUUAUUGCCUAAUUCAGUAGUACAGUGUCUAACCCUGGUCCCACUGUUCCCCCUCUAGGCCACCAAAGACCCCUACUACCUGGAGGUAGGCCGCACUGUGCUGGACAACUUGAACCGCUUUGCCCGGGUCCCCUGCGGCUUCGCUGCCAUGAAGGAUGUCCGCACCGGGAGCCACGAGGACCGGUGAGAGCCCAGAGCCAGGGGAAUAGCCCAGGGAUGGGGAGGGUCUGACUAAUGGGAGGUAAACAGAGGUGGAUGGUUUUAGUGGCUGAGCAACAGUGUGCCAGGCAGGUAGUUAAAUCGAAAUGGUUUAUGUGGUGUCUGCCCUGCUGCUCCAAAUUUGGCCUGCUUCCUCUCUCCUCUCAGAAUGGACUCCUUCUUCCUGGCAGAGAUGUUCAAGUACCUGUUCCUGCUGUUUGCAGAGGAGGAAGAGCUGCCGUUUAAUGUUGAGGACUACAUCUUCACCACCGAGGCUCACCUUCUGCCCCUGUCCCUGUCCACUGCCCCUCGCGCCCCCUCUCCUCCCGCCAACACCACGGUACAGGCCGCAUCUCUGCCUCAUCUGUCCGCCUCUGUCAAAUCUCUUUGGGUUGGUAUAGUAGGAUCACAUGCUGUGAUCAGUUAGAGUUCUAAUGAUACUACUUCUAAUAAUAUUCAGAUGAGUUAGUCAUGUUUGUUCUCUCCCCCUCUGUCUUAGUCAGAGGAAGAGCUGGAUGACUCCAACUUUGAUUGGACCUGCCCCAACACACGCCUCCUUUUCCCUGACCCCGCCUUCCCUCGGAACCUCCGAGAUCCAAUCAGAAGUGCUGUGGACAAGAGCUGUCCUCGCCCUGCCAUUCACCGGUAAGGGACAUUAUGCCUAACGUGAGGAAUCAUGUUAAAAGUGCUUUUUGUACUAAAAUAUGGCAGAAUAUUGUUCUUGUCACAACCAUACGGAGUGUGAACAUUGAUGCCCUCCACCCCCUUCCACCCUCUCGUCCAGUGAGCCAGGGAUGGGUCGCCCCCCUCUGAGGGCUCAGGACUUUAUGGCCAACAACCCUGAUCACCUGGAGCUGCUGAGGAGGAUGGGAGUCAGCCUUAUACACCUGAAGGACGGCAGAGUGCAGCUGGUCCAACACGCUACACAGGUAAAUAAUCAUGCACAAUACAAGCCGGGAGACAUGUUUUUGGUGUCAUAAGACCACUGCCAACUCCCCAUAUGAGUCUUAUUAAGUCUCUCCCCUACUCUCUCCAUCUACUGCCCUCUCCUUUCAAACUCCAUCUUCGUCCUUCUCUCUCCAUCUCUCUCUAGGCGGUCAGUGCUGUGGCAGCAGAGGACGGGAUGCGCUUCAUGCAGGAGAUGAUGGAGCUGUCCAGCCAGCAGCAGAAGGAGCAGCUCCCUCCACGCGCCGUGCAGAUCGUCUCCCACCCCUUCUUCGGCAGAGUGGUGCUGACCGCUGGCCCAGCACAGUUUGGCACAGACCUUUCCAAGAGCAUCACGGGGGUGAGUUUGUUUCAGUGUGCCAAUUUCCAAUGGAUGGGCGCCUGUCUGCUUGUUUGUUUUUCCUGUCUUGUCCCUAGGCGCCAGACGUUCUCUAUUCUCGGUGUUCUGAGUGACAUUUGAACAUGUCCCCCCCCCCCCCCCCCCCCCCCCCCCCCCUCUCUCUCUCUCUCUCUCUCUCUCUCUCUCUCUCUCUCUCUCUGUGUGUGUAGGUGCGUGGGUUUGUGACAGUGGCUGAGCCCUACAGUGGCUGUGUGGUGUUGAGCAAUGCUGCCUUUGUACAGGGCCGCAUCGCUCUGCUGCAGCGGGGCCAGUGUAUGUUCGCUGAGAAGGCCAGACACAUCAUGAAGGCUGGAGCCAUCGGAGGCAUCGUCAUCGGUGAGGAUGACCAACUGACACAGUAUCUCAAUUUAAUUGAAUGAAUCUACUUCUGACAUUUAUAAAUGUUCAUGACACUUUCAUCAUGUGUAUAUAACCUUUAAUAAACGGACAUAUGACCAUUUAUAGGAUCCUCUUUCACCCUGCUAACUACCCCCUCAUUCUCCCCAACAGAUGACAACGAGGGCAGCAGCAGUGACACGGCUCCCCUCUUCCAGAUGGCCGGCGACGGCCGCAACACGGACGACGUCACCUUGCCCCUGCUCUUCCUGUUCUACAAGGAGGGAAACAUCCUGUUGGAGGCUCUUAAGGAGUACAGGGAGGUGGAGGUGCUGCUAAGCGACAAGGCCAGAGACAGAGGUGAGAUCCACUGGACAGAACAGGAGGGUGCUACUGACUGGAUGAAGACAUGUUCAGAACAUGGGUCCUUAUAAUGGAUUUAAUCUCAUUAGAGACCAGAUUUGAUUCUGCAAAGAUUUCAAAAUGGCCAGUAUUUCAGGGUUCAGUGGUGACUCAAAAUAGUGGGCCUGUGGCCAUUUUACAGUAGCAGCCUUGGUGGAGAUAGGUAAUGGUAAGCAACCAGUGUGAUAUGUGAUACAGGAUACAGCUCCCUUUCCAUUGUUCUUCCUUCUCCUCUCCUUCCCUGUGGUGGACUGUAACAGUGUAACUUUCCUCUGCUCUCUCUUUCUUUUCCCUUCACCCUUUGGAUGAGCAGCCUCCAUAUUCAAAGGUAAACCUCUCCCUGGCAUCCUGCUGGAGAGCAGUAAGUAUCGCCCUCCUCUUUCCUCCCCCCUCCAUUAUUUAUAUGUGGUAGAGCAGCUCAGUGCAGGUUAGUCUUGUGUAAAUAGCUGGCCAUCUCAGAACUCUUCAGGAGCAUGAUACUGUUUGUCUGUGCUGCCCAUGACGCAUCAGUACCAUGCUGUUUAUAGUUUGCUGCCUCAUGUGAACUGCAACACUGCUCUAUUUCUGUCUGGGAGUGACCGGUGUGGGUGCUUGUGUUAGAUGUACGUAGAUAGUGAGUUGGAAACAAUGUAUGACUGUGUUAUGUAGGAUACUAGGAAACUAUAUGGAUGAUUGUGCAGGAUACAGCUUAUUUAUUGUGGUGGAAUGUGAUCUGAAAAUGGACUGAGCUCAUCCCUCUCUCCUUCCUUAGGUGGGGACGUUCAGGAGAAUGACCAAACUUCACCCGCCUCCUCCGCAACACUCGACCGGUCACACGUGAGCACUGUGGAGCUGGAUGAAUCAGCUCCUGAAUUGGCUCCCGACAAUGAGGAAGUGACUCCUGAGGAGGAUGUGGGACCUGCCUUUAAGAGGAACCCUGAGCCAGAGGAGGAGCCUGCAGUUGAAAAGGACUCUAGCAGCAAAUCAGUGGAGGCCAUGAUGGCUGAUUGGCAGGAGGACUUAGAGGCGUUCCAGCAGAUGGAGGAUGAGCUUUGACAGCCUCCACAGUCCCCCCUCCCUCAUCCUCCUCCCCACUCUGAUCUUUCCCAACCACAGUAUUGGCCUGGAGGAUGGCUGACUGUGCCUCUUAAAGGAUAACAUUUUAGUGGGGAGAUGUUUUGAUAAGGAACGGUUACCAGGAUGGAAUACAAUGACUUCCACUCUGUUCUUUCUCUUCACCUGUCACUAGUUUCUCAGGUGUCAACGUGCCAGUUGCUCCCCUGACAUACAUCUGCCCAUCUCAUAUUUCAGAUUCUGGGUGGUCUUCUCAGCCUAUCUCUAUUGGCUCAUAACAGAACAGACUGCAGUCCAGGUAUCUACUGUCACCAUGGACCUCUGCUCUAGUCUCACUAUUUUCUGGUCUUUUUUUCGCGUCUUCCUCCAAAUACAUUUCUGGGUCACUGACAUAUGGGAGCAGAUUCUGAAUGCUGGUUGAAUAAUAAUCCACUGACUGGUUGAUUGAUUGGUUUAUUUAACUGUGAUAUGUUGUUGUAACAUUUUACUAUUUUCUUUUGUGG
Coregonus sp. 'balchen' is the source of this 14250-nucleotide messenger RNA. The record is from the annotation of a GenBank genome assembly. NCBI's taxonomy places the organism in Eukaryota, Metazoa, Chordata, Actinopteri, Salmoniformes, Salmonidae.